GAGAAGGAUAGAGGUGGAGGCAGAGACAGCGGAAGAGACAGCUGUGGAGUGAGAUAGAGAGAACUGCAGGAAGAGAGCAAGAAAGAGAUAGAGAGAUUUAGAAUUUGACAGAGAAUUAGACACAGGGAAAGGAGGCACACACAGCACUCACCCUCCACUGACCCCUCGUCUUACCCUCGACUCACCCUUAUCUCCCCACUUACAACAACCUGAGGCAGAGACACASAGCUCUACCAGCGCAGAGAUGAGAUGACUGGACACACACUAACACACACAUUUUCUCUCUGUUGAAAGAAGACCAGAAUACACACUUUCUUUUUGUUUUCUGUCUCAGCUCCUGCUCUCGUUCUUGGACAGGAAAAAAAGGAUUAYAGUUUAUUUCUUCAGCACAGUCUUUAUUCUCCAAAAUCCCCGAGUCACGUUGGACAAUUUGGAUACGUUCCUCUUUUCUUUCUCCCUCCAAGAGCUCGGAGCAACAUGGCACAGGGACAAAAGAACCACAGCGACAGCAGGCAGAAGCGGGCACAACUACUCACUAACCCCUUCUCCACCAUGGCACUGUCCCUCUCCAUGUCCUUCUUCCUCCUCCUCCUCUUCCUCACCUCCCCUGCCUCGGCCGCCGAYGAAUACGACUACUACAGCUGGCAAUCAGACAACUUCCACAACGGUCGUUUCUACACGAAGCAGCCGCAGUGUGUGGACAUCCCCGCCGAUUUACGCCUCUGUCACAACGUGGGCUACAAGAAGAUGCGCCUCCCCAACCUGCUGGACCACGAGACCAUGCCGGAGGUCAAACAGCAGGCGGGUAGCUGGGUGCCGCUCCUCGCCAAGCGGUGCCACGCAGAUACACAGGUGUUCCUGUGUUCCCUUUUCGCCCCGGUGUGUCUGGACAGGCCCAUCUACCCGUGUCGCUCGCUGUGUGAGGCCGUGAGGGAUAGCUGUGCCCCCGUUAUGGAAACCUACGGGUUCCCUUGGCCAGAGAUGUUGACCUGUGAUAAGUUUCCUAUUGAUAAUGAUCUGUGUAUCCCCAUGCAGUUUGCUGGGAACCAGGCCACCCCAGCUCCAGCAUCUAAAGCCUGCCCUCCAUGUGACAACGAACUGAAAGCUGACACCAUUAUGGAACAUUACUGUGCCAGUGACUUUGCUAUCAAGAUGAAGAUCAAAGAAGUGAAGAAAGAGAAGGGCGACCGUAAACUCAUCGCUGCCCAGAAGAAGAAGAAGGUGCUCAAGAUGGGUGUCCUGCGUAAGAAGGACUUGAAGAAGCUGACACUGUACAUAAAGAAUGGAGCCAACUGCCCCUGUGCUCAGCUCGACAGUCUUGGCAGUAACUUCCUCAUCAUGGGUCGUAAGGUGGACCAGCAGCUGCUGCUCAUGUCCAUCCAUAAAUGGGAGAAGAAGAGCAAGGAGUUGAAGUUCGCCAUUAAGUACAUGAAGAGUCAUCAGUGUCCCACCUAUCAUACUGUCUUCCAGUGACCUUAGUGAUACAACAAUCACAACCCUACUCCCAGUCUUCCCCAGUUGUCCCUCCCUCUCCCGUCUAUCCUUCCAUUGUCCUACCUAUCAUACUGUUUUGCUGUGACACCGUGGAGAUGUAUCCUUCAUAUCCAGUGGUGUUGUGAUGCCUGUAGAAGUGGGUAUACUCUAAUUCUGCCCAAAAUAAUCUCAAAUGGCCCGCCCAUCAAAGGAAAGGCAAAAAAUAUAUAUAUUUUCCUAUAGUUUUUAUGUAUUUUCCUAUAGAUUUUUCAGGUUUUCACUCUCAGAAU
Molecule: messenger RNA, 1763 nt
Organism: Salvelinus sp. IW2-2015
Lineage: Eukaryota; Metazoa; Chordata; Actinopteri; Salmoniformes; Salmonidae
Gene: sfrp5
Product: secreted frizzled-related protein 5
Biological process (GO): non-canonical Wnt signaling pathway; canonical Wnt signaling pathway
Molecular function (GO): Wnt-protein binding
Source: RefSeq, a predicted model, not a curated record